This is a messenger RNA of Funneliformis caledonium, 801 nucleotides long. The record is from the annotation of a GenBank genome assembly. NCBI's taxonomy places the organism in Eukaryota, Fungi, Glomeromycota, Glomeromycetes, Glomerales, Glomeraceae.
UCAAAUAAAUUAUAUCAAUUCUGGAAAUCAAUGAUUGAAUCUUCUGAAUUAUUUUACUGGCAAAAUUGGGAAGACUUUAAUAUUAGAUUUUUGGCAUUAAAAUUUUGUUUACUCUCUGUUUAUGGCUAUAAAGAAAUUAACGGAUGUGAUUUUUUAAAAGGUGCUUAUUGUGGUGAUAUGCUUAAAGACAUUAUCAUAAAGAUUCCGGAAUGGAAUACUAUUCUUUUAAUAAAGGAGAAAAGUCUUGCAGUUUACAAAAAUGGAGAGUCAGCACCAUUUGAUGGGUUUAGUUAUAUUCAACUUAAAACUACCAACAGCAAGGAUGUAAUUAUGGCUUGCUUACAGGCUAAAUGGAGAAAAUUAGAAACUGCACAACCUCAGAAGAUUACGGAUAGUAUGAUUAAAAAAGAAUAUGAUUCUACAAAAAAGGCACUUGCUGAUAACCUUACAAAUGAUGACUUCAUUUUUGUUUUAUUAUCGAUAUGUCCAUUGAGUAAUGAAAUAGAUAAUCCCUCUACUUUAUUAAAAGAUUUCAAAAAUGCCGCUUUAAUAUGCAAGAACAAUUUUCGUACCUUUUAUGGUUUUACUUAUGCAACACGGGCUCAUUUAGCUGCAGAACAAGAAAAAGUUAAUAUUAAUACAGCUGAUAUUUGGGAAUUAAGAUUAAUAAAAGGAGUAGGAGAACAGUUAGCAGACGAUAUUUCUCUAAUGCGUAAAAGGAAACGUUUUGAUAAUGAAGAUGAUUUAUGCAAGCGCACAAAAUUUCCAAAACUUGCCGUGUCAUCGGUUAUGUUUAAAUGA